AACAGCCGCCGGUUGGUGAGAGUGACAGCGACUACGCGGCCGUCGCACGCGCAGCACGUGCGAACAAACGUUCCAAAUUCAAAUUUGACAACCCAUUUUGGCGGUUAAAAAACAUAAAAUUACAAAACAGGAAUACUCAGUGCAGUCAUCUGGGAUAUUGUGUUGUCUCUUUCGUACUCAAGUGAAGUGUGGUGACUGUAGUGUGGUAGGUGCUAAGUGACUUUCCCCGACAAAUAAAGGAUGACGAGCAUACGUAAUAUUAAGGUGUGGCUCAGCCUGGCGUGUCUAGCCACGUCAAUGGCCGCGCCAGCGAUCCAGCCCUACCCGCUCAAGCUGGACAUCAUCGACAUGGCCGCCAUCAGCAGAAUGACGCCGCAGCAGCUGGAGUCUCUCGCUGAGGGGCUGGCUGCGGCAGAAAUCAUGAGAACAAAGCGGUCGUCAGCGCAAGCCCUCACUUCUGUGAUGUCCAAGGCAUCCUCUGGACUCCAGAGCAAGGUGGGCCUGCUGGGCCAGGCGUCAGCAGGCGCCGCUACCCUCAUCGCGUCCGCUUCGAGCAAAUCAGGGGGGCAUUCCGAACACCCUGGUUAUUCAUAUGAACCACACGACGAAAAAUACGACUACUGGGGUCUAAAGAAGUCGAUUCUUUACACCCUGUUUCAAGCCGUGAAGGCAAUCACCGGAGGAGUGACCAUCCUCAAGGGCCAGCUCAUCAAAGGAGGAGGAGCGCUGGCCUCCACAUUAGGGAAGGUGAUCGCAGUGAAAGGAGACGCUGUCAGCAAUCUAGGAAAGAAGAUCGUUAGCUCAGCCGCUUUAAGUUCUAAGAAACCUAUUUCGACCCCAGUAUAUGGCCCGCCGCCAUCCCACGUGGAGUACGGUCCUCCACCGAGCGCGUACGGCGCGCCCACUGCGCCGGCGCACUACUCGCAUACGGCGCCGUCUGCGCCCACCGGGUAUGGACACAAGUAUCCCGCGCAUUUGGACGGACGAAAUAAACUGAGCGGGGUGCACGCCGGAGUGGUCAUUCUGACACCGCUGGGGGACGCCGCGCCCAGCGAGGCGCAUGAGGCUGCCAGCGAGCCCGCGGCACACACGCCCCUCGACCCUCCCCCCUCCAUCCUCCACACAGUCUACAGCGCAAUCAAAAAUGCCUUCUCAUCAGCCGCACCAGAUUACGCAGAAGAACCAAUCCUCACCCACCAGCCUCCACCCCCACCACAACCAAUACCACCCUUCAAACCCAUGACAUGGGACGCCGUCAACUCCUACGGCGAACCUGCCAUGACUGACGCCUAUCCAGACUACGACCCCCGCCAUCCACACCCUCAAUUCAACUACGCUUCAGCCAAGCAAUCUGUCGUCCCCCAUAUACACAAACACCACACAGGGUUGACCCCUGAUAAGAUCCAAAAAAUAAACCACAACUUGAAAAAACUGGCCGCAUACAUGAAUCAAAACCAAAGGUCUUCAGAGGUCUUUCCUCCUACUUUUGUGGGCCUGGGGAAAUAUCAGGAGAUGCUAAAAAAAGGCCAGAUUCCACUUUUCCCUACUCCCGUAGUCAGUGACAAUGAAAUAGGGGUCCUUCCCGCCGAAUUCCUCCCCGAUCCCGAUCCCAUCUCGACUGUAACGACCAAAGGCACUACGACCACUUCAACUACUACAGAAAAACCAAAGACAACAAUAACCACACAAGGAACCACUACGCCAAAGCCCGAAGGCGAGAACAGAAGAAAAGACGUGAAGUACAUACUCCGAGGGAACAAGAUUGUCCAAGUUUGAAAAAGACUGACUAUGACUGACUGAGAGAGAUUCCUCUGCAAGGAGCAGUGUUGGGGGCAGAAGAGUUGCAGCACUACUACGGAUAGACAUCAAGACAGUAGAUUCUUUAUCAAAUAAUACUCGGUGAUAUUUAAUUUAGAAUUGUAGAUAGACCGUGUAGUGUGACUUCUGUCUAAACACUAGUACUACGUCUUAAACUAAACUAUGUUAUUUGCACAUUGUACAUUAUUUUUAUUUUUAUACGUGCGAACCAAAAACCAUUUAAUUUUAUGUAAUUUUUAAAUUGUACUAUAGGUGUUUCGAAGUUACCCAGUGGAUGAAAGUUCUUGUUAUUUUCAAUAUUUAUAUUUGUGUUU
Molecule: messenger RNA, 2132 nt
Organism: Ostrinia furnacalis (Asian corn borer)
Lineage: Eukaryota; Metazoa; Arthropoda; Insecta; Lepidoptera; Crambidae
Exons: 7
Coding region: 241-1776 (511 amino acids)
Source: RefSeq, a predicted model, not a curated record